Messenger RNA from Nestor notabilis (Kea), 2356 nucleotides. RefSeq names its product protein tyrosine phosphatase domain containing 1 (gene PTPDC1). The transcript has 9 exons. The record is from RefSeq and is a predicted model, not a curated record. Gene Ontology annotation, biological process: protein dephosphorylation; cilium assembly. NCBI's taxonomy places the organism in Eukaryota, Metazoa, Chordata, Aves, Psittaciformes, Psittacidae. The coding region runs from base 11 to 2356 and encodes 781 amino acids. Gene Ontology annotation, molecular function: protein tyrosine/serine/threonine phosphatase activity.
CUGGUCAGUCAUGCAGGGCUCACCCCGGAGGCGUUCAGCAGUCAGUAUUUUUAGCAACUUUUUCCAGGGUCGGAGGCAUUCCUCCUCCGAUCCCCUGCUUCGCAUCAUCCAGAGGCGGCGGAGCUCAGCUGUAGAGGUCCUCUCAUCAUCGACUCACCGGGUUAUGGUGGCGGUGUCAUCCCUGAGCCCUGAGGAGCUGGAUGCAACUUUUCCUGAGAAAAAAAGAAGUUCGAGGCGUCCAACAGCAAAAUACACUAAAGUAGGGGAGCACCUUCGCCAUGUCAUUCCUGGCCACAUGCAGUGCUCGAUGGCAUGUGGUGGCCGUGCCUGCAAGUAUGAGAACCCAGCUCGAUGGAGCGACCAGGAGCAAGCCAUUAAAGGGCUCUACUCUUCUUGGAUUACAGAUAACAUACUGGCUAUGGCUCGACCCUCAACAGAAUUAAUUGAAAAGUACAAAAUUAUUGAACAGUUUGAAAGAUGUGGCAUAAAAACCAUAAUUAACCUCCAGCGUCCUGGGGAGCAUGCGAGCUGUGGGAAUCCACUAGAACAAGAGAGCGGCUUCACCUACCUUCCUGAAGCUUUCAUGGAGGCUGGAAUUUAUUUUUAUAAUUUUGGAUGGAAGGACUAUGGAGUGGCAUCUCUCACUACUAUACUGGAUAUGGUAAAAGUCAUGGCUUUCGCCUUGCAGGAAGGGAGGGUAGCUGUGCACUGUCAUGCAGGACUUGGACGAACAGGUGUUCUAAUAGCUUGCUACUUAGUUUUUGCAACAAGAAUGAGUGCUGAUCAAGCCAUUCUUUUUGUCAGAGCAAAAAGGCCUAAUUCUAUUCAGACAAGAGGGCAGUUAUUAUGCAUCAGAGAAUUCACUCAGUUUUUGGUUCCUCUGAGAAAUGUAUUUGCAUGCUGUGAGCCCAAGGCGCACACAGUGACCCUGUCUCAGUACCUGACCCGUCAGAGGCAUCUGCUCCAUGGUUAUGAGAGUAGGCAUCUCAAACACGUGCCAAAACUUAUUCAUCUAGUUUGCAAGCUGUUGCUAGACUUGGCUGAAAACAGACAAGUGAUAGAGGCAGAACUGUUAGAUCUGCCAGAUCUCUCAGCUGAAAUUGAAAAGACUGUUUCUCAGUUGGUGUCCACAGAGCUGGACAGAGAACUCAUGAGGCAGGACAGUGAUACAUCCGACUCCCACACCCACUCCUCCACUUUUGAGACCCAGGAUUCUCUUUUCUCUCUGGGACAUGAAUGUGAUCCUCUUUGGAAAAGAAGGAAUGUUGAAUGCCUCCAGCCUCUUAGUCAUCUGAAAAGACGUCUAAGCUAUAGUGAGUCAGAUUUAAGGAGAACUGAGUUUCUUUUAGAGCAAGGAGAAACUGCCUGGACAGUACCUGCUCAGAUAUUGCUGUGCAACAAACUUAAGCAGAACAGUGGUGAGGAAUGUCCUGCCACAGGUGACCAAAAGCCACAGUUUGAUUUACACAAAGAAGCACUAGUGCGUAAUACAUGCAUGUUCUGGAGUCAAGGUAAAUUUAAUCUGGAUGGACGAGAAGAUGGAUCCUCACUUCAUCACCGAAGGAACUCUACCAAGGAAGUGCAACGCAGCAGAACCUUCUCUUCAGGUCUAUCAUCUAUCCACAACACCAGGGAACCUGGAACACUAAGGCAUAAUUUUACCAAUGAGACUGGUCAUAGAAAAGGCCACAAGACUAAUAUGUAUGGCAGAAGAGUCUAUGUCUCCGAGGACUCGGAUUCUUCUUCUUCUUCUUCUAAAGUAAACUUUUCCAUUGGAUGUGAAAGCCAAGGGAGCAAAGAUGUGUCAGAGGCAAUUCCACAUAUUGUUCUACAAUCAGAAUUAAGCUUGGAAGCCCGAAGAGUUUUGGCAGCAAAAGCACUUGCAGAUAUAAAUGAAUUUCUGGGAGAGGAUGAAGUGAAGCAGAAGGUAGAAAUGUGGCAGAAAGAACUGAAUGCUCGAGAUGGAGCUUGGGAUAAAAUCUGUACUGAGAGAGAUCCUUUUAUUCUCUGUAACUUGAUGUGGUCCUGGAUAGAGCAGCUGAAAGAACCUAUUAUAUCCAAAGAUGAUGUUGACAUGCUGGCACAAAAAUGCACAGAGUCACAGGAUGCACUAUACCUACUGAGAAAGGAACAGUGUCAGACUAUCCUUUGUAUUUUACACUGUGUGGUGAACUUGCAAAUGCUACCAGCCGAUGUGGAGGAGGCCUUACUUGCUCGUGCUAUUAAAGCUUUCACUAAGACAAGCUUCGAUUCUGAAAAUGGACCAUAUGUGUAUAAUACCUUGAGAAAAGUAUUUCAACAAACACUAGAAGAAAAAAGAAAAAAGCUUAAGGAAGGAACAGAGAAUCCCUCUUGA